AUGACUGACGACAUAGACGUUGAGGCCAUGCUUGAGGAUCAUUACGCUCGGGAGGGCUACUCGAAGUCCAAUGGUCAUCGAAGACGUGGUCGUUCACGUUCCAGGGAUCGUAGCAGAAGACACAAGUCGCGCAGCAGGAGCAAGGAACGUCGACGGGAUAAGAAUCAUGAAUCCGACCGAGGACGACGUGAACGCCGUCAUAGUUCGCGUGACCGGGAUCGACAUAGGUCUAAUAGAGAUGACCACAGGUCGUCGCGGACCGAAAGACGUCAGAAAUCUCCUGAACUUAGCCCAGAAGAGCGAGAUGCACGGACUGUGUUCGUUUGGCAGCUUUCUGCGCGCAUUCGACAACGAGACUUGGAGGACUUCUUCACUUCGGUGGGUAAAAUCAGAGAUGUUCGUUUAAUCAUGGACAACAAAACCAAAAGGUCGAAAGGCAUAGCCUACGUUGAGUUCCGUGAAGUAGAGUCUGCUCAGCUGGCCCUCGGACUUACCGGCACUCGCCUAUUAGGCGUUCCAAUUCAGAUUCAACAAAGCCACGCUGAGAAGAAUCGAGUAAGUGCCACUCCCUCGUUGCCCCGGCCGUCGCAACAGAACAGGGGGCCGAUGAAAUUAUACAUAGGUUCUUUACAUUACAACAUCACAGAAGAAAUGUUAAAAGGUAUAUUUGAGCCCUUUGGAAAGAUAGAGGACAUAAAAUUAAUCAAGGACCCUACUACUAACCGUUCGCAAGGCUAUGGCUUCGUAACAUACGUCAACAGUGAUGACGCUAAAAAGGCACUGGAUCAAUUAAACGGGUUUGAGUUGGCUGGCCGACCGAUGAAAGUGAAUCAUGUAACCGAACGCAGUGAGUAUGCUUGUCUAAGCGCCCUGGACAACGAUGAAGCUGACCGCUCAGGCGUUGAUCUAGGCACCACUGGGAGAUUAGCUUUAAUGGCAAAACUCGCUGAAGGCACUGGCUUAGAAAUUCCCAAAGCUGCCCUUGCUCAAUUGCAUAUCGGGCAAAACAAUCCGAUACUAGGUUCAGCUGGAAGUGUUAGUUCAUCAUCCGCAAUUGCUCCUCCCGUGUGCACACAAUGUUUUAUGCUAUCCAAUAUGUUUGAUCCACAUGUCGCUACUCAUUCGGUUUUCGAAGAAAUACGCGACGAUGUUAUUGAGGAAUGUACCAAGGCCGGCGGAUGUCUCCAUAUUUUUGUUGAUCGCACCAGUGCCCAAGGAAAUGUUUACGUCAAAUGUCCUAGUAUAGCAGUCGCAACUCAAUGCGUGAACAUGUUACACGGUCGGUAUUUCUCCGGACGGUUGAUUACUGCAGCAUAUGUUCCUUUAAUAAAUUAUCACCAACUCUUCCCAGAUUCCGUAACUGCAAAAACACUAUUGCAUCCUUCAAGUUGA
Molecule: messenger RNA, 1392 nt
Organism: Schistosoma rodhaini
Lineage: Eukaryota; Metazoa; Platyhelminthes; Trematoda; Strigeidida; Schistosomatidae
Source: the annotation of a GenBank genome assembly